Molecule: messenger RNA, 2960 nt
Organism: Populus euphratica (Euphrates poplar)
Lineage: Eukaryota; Viridiplantae; Streptophyta; Magnoliopsida; Malpighiales; Salicaceae
Product: mitogen-activated protein kinase 15-like
Exons: 10
Coding region: 730-2418 (562 amino acids)
Biological process (GO): protein phosphorylation
Molecular function (GO): MAP kinase activity; ATP binding
Source: RefSeq, a predicted model, not a curated record
AGCUCUAAAAACAAAUGGUUUUGCUGCUUGAAGUACUGGACACCACUUCUUCAUUUUCUCCUCUCCUCUCCUUUCUUUGAGAUCCAAAAGCACUUUUCGACAAGAACGUAGCUUUUGCUAUCAUUCUCCUCACUCGCAGCACUUUUCUUGUUUUUGAAUUACAAAGAAGAAAAAAGAAAAUUCCUUCUCUUUAGAUUCUUUAAAAUUGUAGUUAAUCAGCUGGUUUUUGAAGGCAAUACCUUCACCUUGAUCUGUUCUCUCUCUUUUGCAGCUAAUACUUCUUUAGUCUUCUCCGCCAUUUUUCGGCCACACAUUCCCUUUAUCUUUUCCCUUCUUCUCUGUCUUUGCUUCUUUCAGGCUAAAAAGCCGAGUCCUUGUUCUUUGUUUUAACUCAAAUUUGGCUGCUUUAAUUUCAAGACUUGGAAAGUUCGUUUCUCUACUAAUCCCUUUUUGUUAUUUGUUGAUCUUGCCAUAAUAGUGCAUGUUUUAUGUUCUGUAGGCUGUUUGAUCUUCUGGAACUCCUUAGUUUUACUUCUAUUUUUGUGAUCCCAAGUUUUAGGUCUGUUUUAAGGUUGUUCGAUCAGUUUUGGCUUCUGCGGGCUUGCGCUUUUCGUUUAUACUGAGGUUGAAAUUGGCUGGUCCUUUUGUUUGUGGGAUUGGAGUUGGAGUUCUUACUCUCCAUUGUUGAUCUAUCGAUUUGAAGACUGUUGAUGCUUUGUUGCUAAUAAGAUGCAGCCUGAUCAGCGCAAAAAGUCAUCCGUGGAUGUAGAUUUUUUCACAGAAUAUGGUGAGGGGAGCAGGUACAGAAUAGAGGAGGUGAUUGGCAAAGGGAGCUAUGGUGUUGUGUGCUCCGCAUAUGAUACGCAUAUUGGAGAAAAAGUUGCAAUCAAGAAAAUCAAUGACAUCUUUGAACAUGUCUCUGAUGCCACCCGCAUCCUUCGAGAAAUUAAACUUCUUAGACUCCUGCGCCAUCCAGAUAUUGUGGAGAUCAAGCACAUUUUGUUGCCUCCUUCCAGAAGGGAAUUUAAGGACAUAUAUGUUGUUUUUGAACUAAUGGAAUCUGAUUUACACCAAGUUAUCAAAGCAAAUGAUGAUUUAACUCCAGAACAUUAUCAGUUUUUCCUUUAUCAGCUUCUUAGAGGCCUCAAAUACAUACACACAGCCAAUGUCUUUCACCGGGAUUUGAAACCCAAAAAUAUCUUAGCAAAUGCUGACUGCAAGCUCAAGAUCUGUGACUUUGGUCUUGCAAGAGUAGCUUUUAACGAUACCCCAACUGCCAUUUUCUGGACGGACUAUGUUGCAACAAGAUGGUACAGAGCUCCUGAAUUGUGUGGAUCCUUUUUCUCAAAGUAUACGCCAGCAAUAGACAUAUGGAGCAUUGGAUGCAUAUUUGCUGAACUAUUGACAGGAAAACCUCUUUUCCCUGGGAAGAAUGUAGUCCAUCAAUUGGAUCUGAUGACUGAUCUUUUGGGAACGCCAACACCUGAAGCCAUUGCAAGGGUACGCAAUGAAAAAGCUCGAAGAUACUUGAGCAGCAUGAGAAAGAAGAAGCCCAUUCCAUUCUCCCAAAAGUUCCCUAAUGCAGACCCCCUUGCACUUCGUUUGUUAGAAAGAAUGUUAGCAUUUGAACCAAAAGAUCGACCUACUGCUGAAGAGGCUCUUGCAGAUCCAUAUUUUAAGGGUUUGGCCAAGGUUGAGAGGGAGCCAACUGCUCAACCAGUUACCAAGAUGGAAUUUGAAUUUGAGAGACGAAGGGUAACUAAAGAAGAUGUACGAGAGCUUAUAUACCGAGAAAUUCUUGAGUAUCAUCCUAAAAUGUUGAAAGAGCAUUUAGAUGGUUCAGAGCCAACUGGAUUUAUGUACCCAAGUGCUGUUGAUCAUUUCAAGAAGCAGUUUGCUUACCUUGAGGAGCAUUAUGGAAAUGGUGCUCCUGUUACUCCACCUGAGAGGCAGCAUGCAUCAUUGCCCAGAGCAUGUGUAUUAUACUCGGAUAAUGCAAUACAGAAUUCAGCAGAAGUCACCAAUGAUCUAUCCAAGUGUUCUAUCAAAGAAAUUGAGAAGCCACAUGUAGACAGGAGUGGUGGGGUACCAAUGACAAGGCUUCCUCUACAAGUUCCUCAAGGUAUCCAAGCAGGUGCUGCAAGACCUGGGAAAGUGGUAAGUUCGGUGCUGCGUUAUAACAAUUGUGGAGCAGCAUCAUCAGAGAAUCUUGACCAGCGAAGGAUGGUAAGGAAUCCAGCUAUUUCAACUCAAUAUACCACUGCGAACUGUUCACAUCCAAGAAGAAACCCAGCCUGUAAAAAUGAGAGAGGAGAAGACGAGGGGGUUGAAAGUUCCAAUGGAUUGCAGCCAAAGCCUCAGUAUAUGGCAAGGAAAGUUGCUGCUGCCCAAGGUGGACCUGGUAAUCACUGGUAUUAAUCUGUAGCAAUUCAAUAGUGUUGACUGCCUGUGUCUGACCUAAUGGUGGUGGUUAUAUUAAAUCACGUCAUCCCUGAUCGAUCUUCUGCCAUGCAAAAUACAUCAGAUUCAAAUGCUGACAUUUAGCAGUGCUGUUAACAAGCCUAGGUUCUUCAAAAGAAAUGUCCAGGCCUUCCGGUGAAAGAAGAUGAGCUGCAAGUUGUUAAUCAGUGGAUAGGAUUCAUGACUUGUUGCAGUCAGAUUUAACUCCGUAACCAAAAUGACAGAAUGUUUGAUACCUAAGUAAAGAACAAGGCAAUGGGAUUGGUUGACUAACCAAGUCUUUCUGUUUUCUUCUCAUUCUAUGCGAGAUAAAAGUAAGUCGUCACUUUCUUUUCCCCGCUUUUGGGGUUUUCCUUCUGAAAGCUGUACCAUUUUUCUAUGUUAUUUUGUGCUUGAAAGAGGAUACUUGUUCUUUCACAUGAAUAUUCGUCUCAACAAGGGGAAAAUGUGGCUGUAUUCACAAGGCCAAUUACGAUGCAAUGAAAUUUGUUGUUAUUGUC